Dictyostelium purpureum is the source of this 852-nucleotide messenger RNA. RefSeq lists its product as uncharacterized. The transcript has 3 exons. Gene Ontology annotation, molecular function: GTPase activator activity. The coding region runs from base 1 to 852 and encodes 283 amino acids. NCBI's taxonomy places the organism in Eukaryota, Evosea, Eumycetozoa, Dictyosteliales, Dictyosteliaceae. The record is from RefSeq and is a predicted model, not a curated record.
AUGCAAAUCCCAUUAUUUUUAUGGAAAAUCUAUAAAUAUAUUGUACAUUUUUUUUCAAAAAAGUCAGAAAUAGAAAGAAUUUGUUAUGACAAUCAAAUAAAGUCAUUUGAAAAAACAAAACUUAUAGAGGAUAGCAUAGAAAAUUCAAAACAACUUAUUAAAAUAAAAACAGAAAUGGAAAACGAAUUUGACUCGGGCGAUAUUGCAAUUAAAAUUGUCGAAAUUAAAAAUUUUAAUCAAGAGGUUUUAACAUUUGAUGCAACAAUUUUACCAAAUUUAAUAUCAGCAUUAGAACCAAUUAGCUCAUAUCAAACAUUUAAAAAAGUAAUUAAAAACAAACAAAAUGAACUCUAUGAUAACAAAAAUCAAGAACAUGAGGACAUGCUAGAAUUACUUUGGCAAUCUCUUUCACCAAAUGUUAGAAGAAGCGCAAGAUUUAGUUCAGAAUGGGGUGAAUUAGGCUUUCAAGGUAAAGACCCAGCUACAGAUUUUAGAGGUAUGGGAAUUUUGGGUUUAGAGAAUUUAGUUUAUUUAUCUACAAUUCAUUCUGACAAAGCUAGAGAUGCCUUAAACAAUUCAAGAUCAAAAUGUCAAUAUCCAUUUGCCAUUACAGGAAUUAAUAUAACAGCCUUAGUUUCAAAGUUAAUGAAGAUUUCAAGUUAUAAGAUUCAUUUUUAUAAAGUUGGUUCAAAUAUCGAACAAUUUAAUGAACUUUAUGCAAGAAUUUUUAUUUCGUUUGACAGAUAUUACCAAAACAAAAACCCAGUUAAUGUUAUGAGUUUUGGUCCAAUAAUGAAGGAUUUCGAAACAUUAUUAAUGAAAGAUUUCGAAAUUAGUUCGUUGUAUGACUAA